Molecule: messenger RNA, 990 nt
Organism: Malassezia sympodialis ATCC 42132
Lineage: Eukaryota; Fungi; Basidiomycota; Malasseziomycetes; Malasseziales; Malasseziaceae
Gene: SNZ1
Product: pyridoxal 5'-phosphate synthase subunit PdxS
Biological process (GO): amino acid metabolic process; pyridoxal 5'-phosphate biosynthetic process; pyridoxine biosynthetic process
Molecular function (GO): amine-lyase activity
Source: RefSeq, a predicted model, not a curated record
AUGUCGACUGAAAAUCCCAAAAUCCUUCCUAGUUCAGCAGGAGCCGACAAGUCAGCGGCGGUGCCUCAGCGUGGACCAAUUCGUACCACGAAGUCCGAGGCAGGUUCAGGGAAUCUCGGCACCUUCGGUGUUAAGAGUGGCCUCGCCCAAAUGCUAAAGGGUGGUGUUAUCAUGGACGUGGUGAAUGCUGAGCAGGCGCGCAUCGCCGAAGAAGCUGGCGCAUGUGCUGUUAUGGCUUUGGAACGCGUGCCUGCUGAUAUUCGUGCUGAUGGUGGUGUCGCGCGUAUGUCUGACCCUGCUAUGAUCCAGGAGAUCAUUGAUGCCGUAACUAUUCCGGUUAUGGCCAAAUGCCGUAUUGGUCACUUUGUCGAGGCUCAGAUCCUGCAGGCUAUUAAUGUUGACUACAUCGAUGAGAGUGAAGUUCUUACUCCUGCAGAUGAGGAAAACCACAUUAACAAGCACAACUUUAAAGUGCCAUUUGUGUGCGGGUGCCGUAAUCUUGGCGAGGCUCUGCGUCGUAUCAGCGAAGGUGCCGCCAUGAUCCGUACCAAGGGUGAAGCUGGUACGGGUAAUGUUGUCGAGGCAGUUCGUCACCAACGUACUGUGCAGGCUGAGAUCCGUCGUGUUUCAAACAUGAGUGAUGACGAGCUGUACACUUACGCACGUAAUAUUCAAGCACCGUUCCACUUGCUUAAAGAGACGGCUCGCUUGAAGCGUCUUCCUGUGGUUAAUUUUGCAGCUGGUGGUGUUGCUACUCCUGCUGAUGCUGCUCUGAUGAUGCAACUUGGCAGUGACGGUGUAUUUGUUGGUUCUGGUAUCUUCAAGGGUGCAAACCAAGCUGAGCGUGCCAAGGCUAUUGUGCAAGCUGUUGCCCACUACAAUGACCCCGCUAAGCUCGCAGAAGUCUCAACCAAUCUCGGUGAAGCUAUGGUUGGUAUCACUAUCUCAGACGAGAUGAAGGGCGGUAAGCUCGCCUCGCGUGGUUGGUGA